Molecule: messenger RNA, 8320 nt
Organism: Mobula hypostoma (lesser devil ray)
Lineage: Eukaryota; Metazoa; Chordata; Chondrichthyes; Myliobatiformes; Myliobatidae
Gene: vps11
Product: VPS11 core subunit of CORVET and HOPS complexes
Exons: 17
Coding region: 211-3006 (931 amino acids)
Biological process (GO): endosome organization; organelle fusion; vacuole organization
Cellular component (GO): endosome; HOPS complex
Molecular function (GO): protein-macromolecule adaptor activity; protein binding
Source: RefSeq, a predicted model, not a curated record
CACAUGCUGGUGAUAAUGAACCUGAUUCUGAUUAGGGACUUGGACUUGAAUCCCAAAUCCUGUUUUUCUCCUCAGAGAUGUUGCCUGGUUUGAAAGGUCGUGCGGAAAGUUUGGUUAAUCAGAGGUUCCGAACUGAGGGCUAGGCCCCUUUAAGAAGAGUCAGGUGAUACGAGGGACCAAUCACAUGUUCUGGUCAUGUGAUGGCUUGAGAUGGCGGCGUUUCUACAAUGGAGGCGUUUCGUUUUCUUCGACAAGGAGCUGUUGAAGGAGACCGGGCAACCGGACCGGGAAUUCCGCUGCCCAGGAGACUCGGCCUUCAGCGUGUGCACGAGUGGCAGAGGCAGCCUGGUACUGGGGGAUAUUGAAGGGAAUAUCUGGUUCCUCACUCGGACUUUGCAGUUCACCUCCUUCCAGGCUUAUAAGCUUCGAGUUACACACUUGUUUCAACUUAAACAGCACAGUAUUCUUGUCUCGGUGGGAGAGGAUGAACCAGGGAUCAAUCCUCUGGUGAAAGUCUGGAAUCUGGAGAAGCGAGAUGGCAGCGGAAAUCCUCUCUGCACCAGGAUAUUUUCUGCAAUUCCGGGAAAUAAGCCUACAGAAGUCUCGUGUCUCACUGUCCAUGAAAACCUCAACCACAUGGCAAUCGGAUUCACAGAUGGUAGUGUUGUCCUGAAAAAAGGAGACAUCACCCGUGACAGGCACAGCAAAACUGAUGUUAUAGCAGAGGGAACCUAUCCCAUCACUGGCCUAGGGUUCCAGCAAUCUGGUAAACAGACCCAUCUCUUUGUGGUUACCACAGAGAAUGUGAAGUCGUACAAUGUUUCAGUGAAAGAUUUCCCUGCAGUGGAGCUGGAUAACCAUGGCUGCAGUCUGCACUGCUCUGCCCUGUGCGACCCUUCGCAAGACAACCAGCUGAUAGUUGCGGGGGAUGACUGUGUGUAUCUCUACCAGCCUGACGAGCGUGGGCCUUGCUUUGCUUUUGAGGGGCAGAAGCAGAUCAUUCACUGGUACCGUGGCUAUCUCAUCAUUGUCUCAAAGGACAAGAAGGCAUCCAAGACAGACUUUGUUUCUGGUAACGGCCAGUCUUCUGAGAAGCAGAUACUUACUAUCUAUGACCUGGAUAACAAGUUCAUUGCGUACACAGCAGUAUUUGAUGAUAUUGUUGAUGUACUGGCAGAGUGGGGUUCCCUCUAUGUGCUGACUAGCGAUCGGAAGAUCAGUAUUCUGCAGGAGAAGGACACGCAGACAAAACUGGAGAUGUUGUUUAAGAAGAAUCUGUUUGUAAUGGCAAUCAAUCUGGCAAAAAGCCAACAUUUGGAUAAUGAUGGGUUAGCAGAAAUCUUUCGACAGUAUGGUGAUCACCUGUAUGUGAAAGGAGAUCAUGAUGGCGCCAUACAGCAGUACAUCCGGACAAUCGGGAAGUUGGAGCCGUCCUAUGUGAUACGAAAGUUUCUGGAUGCACAGCGAAUCCACAACUUAACAGCGUAUCUGCAGGCCUUGCACCGGCAGUCACUGGCCAAUGAGGACCAUACAACUCUUCUCCUCAACUGUUACACGAAACUGAAGGAUAGCUCCAAACUUGAGGAGUUCAUUAAGACCAGUGAGAGCGAGGUACAUUUUGACAUUGAAACUGCCAUCAAGGUCCUCCGUCAGGCUGGUUACUACAAUCAUGCUGUCUACCUGGCUGAUAAGCACUGUCAUCAUGAGUGGUACCUCAAAAUACAGCUCGAGGAUAUCAAGAACUACCAACAAGCCCUCUAUUACAUUGGGAAACUGCCCUUUGACCAAGCAGAAAGGAACAUGAAGAAAUAUGGGAAAACUCUGAUGCAUCACGUUCCAAAUGAGACCACUGAGCUGUUGAAGAUCCUCUGUACGGAUUACCGACCCAGCAAUGAGCCUCCAGCGGAGAGAGAAUCCAGCAGCAGAUACGAGUAUAAAGCAAAUCCUGAGGAAUUUAUCCCAAUCUUUGCCAACAACUCGCGUGAACUGAAGUUGUUCCUGGAGCACAUGAUUCAAGUGCAGACCAGCUCUCCACAGGGUGUGUAUGACACAUUGCUUGAGCUCAGAUUACAAGACUGGGCCCAUGAGGAGAACGUGAAGGCAAAGAAACAACUUCAGGAAGAAGCAAUGGGCCUGUUGAAGAGUGGAUUAUUUAAAACUGUAUUUGACAAGGCCCUGGUACUCUGUCAGAUGCACAAUUUCAAAGAUGGAGUGUUGUACCUCUACGAGCAAGGGCGACUGUAUCAGCAGAUAAUGCAUUACCACAUGCAGAAUGACGAGUAUGCCAAAGUGACUGAGACCUGUGAGCGGUAUGGUGAGCAGGAAGCCUGCCUUUGGGAACAAGCACUCGGAUACUUUGCACGAAAGGAAGAGGAUUGUAAAGAAUAUAUCAUGAGUGUUCUGAGGCACAUCGACAGGAACAACCUCAUGCCCCCUUUGCUGGUUGUGCAGACUUUGGCUCAUAACUCCACAGCCACACUCUCUGUUAUUAAGGAUUACCUCAUUAACAAACUGCAGCAGGAGAGUGACCAUAUUGCAGAGGACGAGCGAAGGAUCAAACAGUACAGAGAUGAAACCAAGAAGAUCCAAGAAGAGAUCGAGGAACUAGAGACCAGUGCGAAGACUUUCCAGAAAUCCAAGUGCAGUAUGUGCAACAGCCCCCUGGAACUUCCCUCUGUCCACUUCCUCUGUGGACAUUCUUUCCACCAGCAUUGCUUUGAGAGUUACGCAGAACAUGACUCUGAAUGCCCGACCUGUAUGCCAGAGAACCAUAAAGUUAUGGACAUGAUCCGAGCACAGGAGCAGAAGCAGGAUCUUCAUGAGAAGUUUCAGCACCAGUUGAAAUGUUCAAAGGAUGGAUUCUCAGUCAUCGCUGACUAUUUUGGACGCGGAGUCUUCAAUAAAUUGACAUUAAUCACAGACGCCUUCCCAGGGAGAGGAGCCACUGCAAACAUUGAUGCUGGACUGCAGAGAGACUUGUUGAUGCACACGAAAAGAUCAACUUAAACAGACCCCAAGACCUCACGGUCAUCAAAUUCCUUUUUUAUUUGUGUCUAACUUUUGCUGUAAUAUUAAAGUUCAAUAAGUUGACUUAAUAAGCUGAUGGGUACAGGAAUGAGAUGGAUGUGAAUGAAUAACCUUGCACAGCAUUCAUGCACAUUGUGCAUGUGUUGAGUGAUUCAAUGCAAUUACUUGGCAAGGUCUUAAGGCCUGGUGCAUGAGACUUUAGUGAGAAUCCUCGGGUUGACCAGUUACCUUGCUGAUUAAUGCAGUGAAGUUGCCUGCAAUUCAUUGCUUUAUCUUUCUAAACACAAUGGGAUGGAGUUACCAAAAAUAGCUUUUCCAAUGGCUCAAAGAGCAUCACCUGAGAUAACAGGGAUUCAUUAGAUGAUGAAGGUCAAUUCGCAGAGUGGAAUCGGACGAUAUUUAUGGGGUAUGUAAAUGAACAAGUAGAAGUACUGCAAAUCUCAAUAUGAAGAGAAGUCAUACUUCCAGGUGAGGCGACACUGCACUUGUCUGUUGGGGUCAUCUACCAUAUCUGGUGCUCCUAGUAUGACCUCCUGUAUAUCAGUGAGACCCGACGUAGAUUAGGAGACCACUUUGCUGAGCACGUAUGCUCCUUCUACCAGAAAAAGCAGGAUCUCCUGGUAGCCAUCCAUUUCAAUUCUGACUUGCAAGUCCAUGGCUGCCUCUACUGCCGCAAUGAGGCCACACUCAAAUUUGGAGGAGUAAUACCUUGUAUUCUGUCUGGGUAGCCACCAUCCUGAUGGCAUGAACAUCAAUUUCUCAAACUUCUAGUAAUUGUGCCCCCUCCACCAUUCUCCAUUCCUGUUUCCCUCUCUCUCCUUAUCUACUCAUCACCUCCCUCUGCUCCUCCUCCCCUUUCUUCCAUGAUCUUCUACCCUCUCCUGUUAGAUUCCCCUCCUUUCACCAAUCAUCCUCCCACACCACUCCCCCUCUCCUGGUUUCACCCAUAGCCUGCCACCUUGUGCUUCUUCCUCUCCUUCCCCUUCCCCUACCCCCCCACCAACCUUCUCAUUCUGACUUCUCCCCUUCUUUUCCAGUCCUGAAGAAGGGUCUCAGGCCAAAACAUCAACUGUUUAUUCAUUUUGAUAUAUGCUGGCUGAUCUGCUGAGUUCCUCCAGCAUUUUAUGUAUUUGGCCUUGGAUUUCCAGCAUCUGCAGAUUUUCUCGUGUUUGCAAUUCUACUACUACACUGCGAAGUCUCUUCCAGGGAUGCCUACCCUGAAGAAGUUUAAAUCUUCUCUUCGGAGUUUAGUGAAACCCUCUCUCACUGCUCGCUCUCUGUGACAUCUGCUGCCCUCCAACUCUUUGACCAUGUGUUUACCCAGACCCGCUACCACAAUGACAUAUCCUUCCUGGAAAAGUGUCUUCGCUACCAUCUUGUGCCAUAUGACAUCCAGAUCUGUUUUCAAGCUUCUCGAUUUGGACCCUCAGAGGACCUGGGUACUCGCAUUCAAUUGACUGCUUCUCCUGCUGCGUUCUAUGCACCACGCUUUCUGCCAUGAGGAGCUACCUAGUGUCCUAUCUUAGUUGCUGCCACAACUCCAGGAUUCUCUCUCCGCCGCCUGCAAUGGAUGUGUCUGAUACUUUAUCCUUCGUCGGUCAGCGCUUUUAAUCGCCGGUUCUUGGCCUUUCUCACGUCCAACAAGGAUCGGAAGAUUGUGCAUCUGCAGACUGCUGAAUCAGCUGCCAACCUUGUUGGUUCCAGCAAUUCCACCGCCAUCAAUGUGCGUUCCAACAACCCCAGACACCUUCAAAGUGCCUAUUGCACAACCUCAAGCUCCGACUCCAGCCUGGAAUUUGACCGACAGCUCCUCCAGGCUGGGACCUUAUGCACUGCCGUUGGAACUCCAGUCUCCCCUUCCCCCACCACCACUCUCUGCAAUCCCGUGUGUCUCAGGUCCCACCACCAGCUCUUGGGUCUUCGGAGACUCCAUCUUCCUCUCACCCCACCUUCCCUAAAAAACCCAACCCUCCUCUUUCCUUAAACACCACCAAUACUCUUCCACCUUCUGAUCCUAGCUUUCAUCCAUGCCAGGUCUUCACUAUUCCCUUUGACCUUCCCCUCUCUGAGGCAGAAUGUUCUGUCCUCAGUAAAGGCCUCACUUUUGUCCCCCUGCCCCACUCAGUGAGUUCCACGCCUGCAAUGACGCUGAGCUCUUCCACUGCCUCUGACUUCAUGCUUACUUUCUCAGCAAGGACACUCCUACCAGCACAGGUUACCCCUUCUCCUGUCUUCAACCCUCCUUCUCUUUCCGGACUCCCCGCUCUGGUCUUCUGCCUGUUCUGGAUCUUUUUAUUGUUAACUGCCAACGAGUCAUCGACCGUCUCGACUCUACCACUCCUCUCUCCAAUUCCAAUCUUGCUCCUUCCAAACACAUUGCUCUCCACUCUCUCUGCACUAAUCCUAACCUCACCAUCAAACCCGCAGUAAGAGGGGUGCUGUAGUAGUCUGUUGGACUGACCUCUACCUUGCUGAGACCAGCUGACAACUCUGACGCCAACUCUUACCCCUGAACAGGACCCCACUAAGGAACACCAGGCCUUUGCCGUCCGCACCAUCAAUGACAUUAUUAACUCUGGGGAUCUCCCAUCCACUGCCACUAACCUCAUAGUUCCCUUACCCCGCACCUCCCGUUUCUACCUCCUAUCCAAGAUCCAUAAACCUGCUAGUCCAGGUAGACCCAUUGUAUCUGCUUGUUCUUGCCCCACUGAACUUGUAUGCAGAUAUCUUGACUCUGUUUUAUCCUCCAUAGUUCAGUCCCUUCCUAACUACAUUUGUGAAACUUUACACACUCUUGAUCUUUUCAAUGACUUCAAGUUCACUAUGGAUGUCCAGUCCCUAUACACCUCCAUUCCCCAUCAGGAGGGCCUUAAAGUUCUCUGCUUCUUUCUGGAAGACAGACGUAACCAGUACCCCUUCACUGCCACUCUCCUCCUCCUGGCAGGGCUGGUCCUCACUCUCAAUAAUUUUUCCUCCAGCUCCUCCCACUUCCUUCAAACAAAAGGUGUAGACAUGGGUCCCAGCUAUUUUUGUUGGCUAUGUGGAACAGUCCUUGUUCCAAGCCUACACUUGUAUUGCUCCCCAACUCUUCCUACACUACAUCGACUGCAUUGGCGCUGCUUCCUGCACCCAUGCUGAGCUCGCUGAUUUCAUUAACUUUGCCUCCAACUUCCACCCUGCCCUCAAAUUUACCUGGUCCAUUUCCGACACCUCCCACCCCUUUCUCGAUCUCUCUCUCUCUAUCUCACUGGACGCAGUCGAUCUACUGAUAACUUUUAUAAACCCACUGAUUCUCGCAGCUAACUGGACUUCCCAACCUGUCACCUGUAAAAAUGCCAUCCCCUUCUCUCAGCUCCUCUGUCUGUGCUGCAUCUGCUCAGAAUGAGGCUUUUCAUUCCAGACUAAUGAGAUUGUCUCCUCCUUCAAAGAAAGGGGCUUUCCUUCCUCCACCACCAACGCUGCCCUCAACUGCAUCUCUUCCAUUUCACACACAUCUGCCCUCACCCCACCCUCCUCCUGCCACGCCAGGGACAGGGAUCCUCUUUUCCAUUUUGAGAAGUGAUUCUUUACACCUUGCAUCUUCAUCGUUUCAUUUAUAACUUCUUUACAGGUGUUGCUUGUACCCGUAUAGUUCAGGGCCAGGUAAAGUGCAGUUAUGCUGCACAUUACUCAGUUAUUCUGGCCUGCAUUGUAACAACAAUAAAGCCUUGAACUUUAUUUUUCUAAAUAUUAGGUCCAGCUUUGGGAGAUUGUGAUUUUGAGUCAGUGGGUGACUGACUUCAGUGAUAUGGUCCACAUCGUGGGACAUGAUACAAAGUGGCCGAGUGUUGGGUCUGUGUGCAGCAUUGACAUAUUUGUCUCAGCAUGGCUAUCAAUAAACAUUGUGACUGAAGUAGGAUUUGCUUUCUCUGAAAUCUCAAAAAACAUUUACCCACGCGUUGGAGAUGUGUGGUUUCCUCCAGUUAUGUACACUGUUUAAUUUCUCACCUUUUUCCUCAAUCUGCGUGGUAUUCCCUUUCCAUGUAAAGCACAGGAUAGUGUCUUUACAAGCAACUUGGCUAGUCCAACAACUGCGUGUAAUUGGACCUCGAGAUUUGCAUUAAGUAUGAGCAGAAUAGCUGUUUUUCCCAAGUAAAACACUUUCAGUCAUUUUCUAUUGUAAUAUUUAAGGAUUACUUUAAUUUUCUUCCUUUACCCUGAGCUUGGAGCAAGAUCCUCUCUCCCAAACUGUGGCUGCUUGUAUACAGUAUCUGUGUAUGUGUUUAAAAUGGUUUGAUAGACCACAGUUUUAUUGGCUAUUCAUGUGCAAUGGUGGAAUCAAGCUGGCUUGAGGUUUUUGUGGCAAGUGAUUGUUUGAGGGUAUUAACCUGCUUCUUGAAAACCUAGAACACCAGAGAAACUCCUUAAGAUUGUAGUUCUGAAUUAUUGCACAUAGCACUCCAUGCUAAAGCUUCCCCUUCUUUCUAACCACUUGUUAUCUCCUGAAAUAAAGGCACAGGAUCCCAACACCCUUACCAAGCAGAGCCAAAAGUUUAGUUUGCCGGAAGAAGGCAGCCGUGAAUUGUUGCAUUGUUUCUCCCCAUUUCAGUUCAUCAACCUUAAAUACUUGAUACUAGCCAUAUUAUGGGCAGAAAGAAGGGACUAACAUGUUUGUCGUUUGCUGUGUUUACUGCAUAAGUAACAAACUGUUUCAUAAUUCGUGUGCCAGUAUGUGUUGGAGGCCAGUUUCACAUGCUGAACUGCUUAACCAUCCUUGUUAGACACUCACUCCACUGGCUCUUUCUGUCCAUCUUGCCAUUCCUGCCUUUGCUGCUGCUCCUGUCCUGUCUGCAUCACACAGUGAUUAAUUGUGCUUGGCUGAAAAUAUAGGAUUUCAAAUUGUAAAUAAAGUGUAUUCUGUAAUCAUUUUACUUGAAUAAAUGUAUUACCUAUAUAAAUGUCUAAAAAGUAAUUGAUCUAAUCCAUCUAGCCAAUACACCAUAAUUCUAUGCUCUGUCCGCCAGAGAAAGCAGGAUCUCCCAGUGGCCACACAUUUUAAUUCCACAUCCCAUUCCCAUUCUGACAUGUCUAUCCACGGCCUCCUCUACUGUCAAGAUGAAGCCACACUCAGGUUGGAGGAACAACACCUUAUAUUCCGUCUGGGUAGCCUCCAACCUGAUGGCAUGAACAUCGACUUCUCUAACUUCCGCUAAUGCCCCACCUCCCCCUCGUACCCCAUCUGUUAUUUAUUUAUAUACACACAUUCUUUUUCUCGCUCUCCUUUUUCUCCCUCUGUCCCUCUGACUAUACCCCU